Molecule: messenger RNA, 690 nt
Organism: Acanthosepion pharaonis
Lineage: Eukaryota; Metazoa; Mollusca; Cephalopoda; Sepiida; Sepiidae
Source: the annotation of a GenBank genome assembly
AUGAAAGAAAAAAAUGGCGGCACGUUUCAAAAUGGCGUCAUUUUUUUUCCUCUCCUAUUCUUCUUCUCCUUCCCUCUUCCUCUCUCUCUCUCUCUCUCUCUCUCUUUCUUUCUUUCUUUCUUUCUUUCUUUGUCUUUAUCUCUUCUUUCUCUAAAUCUCUCUCUCUCUCUCUCUCUCUCUCUCUCUCUCUGUCUCUAUCAGUUUAUUAAUAUCAUUCUUCGAUUCGUUUUUCUCUCUCGACUGUUUCUCUCUCCCUCUCUUUUUCACUUUCUCCCUCUAUCUCACUCUCUCCUUCUUUCUCGCUCACUCCCUCUCUAUCUUCCUCUAGAUCUCUUUCUCUCACCCUCUCUUUCUCCCGCUCUUUCUGUCUCUUACUUUCUCUCCGUCUAUUUCUCUCUUUCUUUCUCUCUUUCUCUCACAUUCUCACCUUCUUUCUCUCUCUCCCUGUCUUUCUAUCCCUUCCUCUCUCUUUCCUUCUCUCUCUCUUUCUCUAACUCUCUCUCCCUUUUUUUUUUUCUUUUCUCUUUUUCUUUUCUUCUUCUGAUUUUUCCUUUUUUCUUAUUUUUCUUUCUUCCAUUUUCUCUUUCCUAUAAAUUUCCUUUGCACAUUUCCUCCUUCAUAUUCUUCUUUCUUUCCAUAUUUUCUUUGUUCCUUUCUUUCGGGUCAUUCUUUUUCUUCUUCAUCUUCUAA